CCCUCUAAAAGCUGGUGCCUACUUUCUCUGGAGAUUCUGAACCGCAUUGAUGGCAUGCCAAGUCGCGGACCACCUCGAGCCAUGGCAAGACCUGGAGGACAAGGUGGUCUUGGUCACCGGCGCUUCCUCGGGUCUCGGCAGCGAGUUCUGCCUCAACCUCGCCAAAGCCGGCUGCAAGAUCGUGGCGGCCGCCCGCCGAGUUGACCGGCUCAAGUCUCUCUGCGACGAGAUCAACAACCUCACCCACUCGAACCUUCCUCCAAACGCUGACAGGCCUGUCCGAGCCGUAGUAGUCGAACUUGACGUCACCAGCGGUGGCUCCUCCAUCAGCGCCUCAGUUCAGAAGGCUUGGGAGGCCUUUGGACGUAUCGAUGUUUUGCUAAAUAAUGCGGGCAUUAGAGGCAAUGUGAACUCUCCUCUGGAUACAUCUGAGGAGGAAUGGAAUAAUAAUCUGAAGACAAACUUGACGGGAUCAUGGUUGGUGUCAAAAUAUGUCGGUAUGCGCAUGAGGGAUGCCAAGAAUGGAGGAUCAAUCAUCAAUAUUUCUUCCAUUGUUUCUCUUAAUCGGGGACAGUCACCUGGAGCAGUAGCUUAUGUGUCUUCCAAGUCAGGCUUGAGCGCCAUGACAAAGGUAUUGGCUUUGGAAUUGGGGGCAUACAAUAUUAGAGCGAAUGCAAUAGCACCUGGAAUAUUCAAAUCGGAGAUAACUGCGGGCCUUAUGCAAAAAGACUGGCUCAACACUGUGGUUCAGAGAACAUGCCCUUUGGGGACCUAUGGAACAUCGGACCCUGCAUUGACAUCCCUGGUGCGAUACUUGAUUCAUGAUUCUUCACGAUACAUAUCAGGUAACGUUUUCAUUGUCGAUGCAGGCGCAACCCUGCCGGGUGUUCCCAUUUUCUCUUCCCUUUGAAUCUCUUCUACGGUACUGGUUUUCUUGGGUUAUUCAUCAUGUAAUACCCAAUACAUCUCAGAGUAUAGCCUAGAAUUUUAAUUUGGAAGGUGAUGGUUCAUCCCGGUACACCACCAUAGACUCCAAAGCUCCUUUAUUGGAUUUCAGACUCUGCAGCUCAGAAUUUGAUUGUCUCAAAAUUAUACUGGAAAAUAAAAUAAGGUAUCCGAUCCCCCAUAUCCUUAUAAUCGUGUUAUUUGUGUGGCUUUUUUUGAGUUCUGGUUGCUGAAAAUAAUGUGGCAAUUGGAAUGAACCCAUUGAAUAUUAAAAUCUACAUCUACUGGGUGUAGUGGUUUCUGCUUGAUGUUCGGUAUUUAAGAUUGAACUUCCUGCUU
Messenger RNA from Vitis riparia (riverbank grape), 1284 nucleotides. RefSeq names its product 3-oxoacyl-[acyl-carrier-protein] reductase FabG-like. Lineage: Eukaryota; Viridiplantae; Streptophyta; Magnoliopsida; Vitales; Vitaceae. Gene Ontology annotation, molecular function: oxidoreductase activity. The record is from RefSeq and is a predicted model, not a curated record. Bases 50 to 910 code for a protein of 286 amino acids. The transcript is spliced from 3 exons.